Messenger RNA from Apiotrichum porosum, 453 nucleotides. RefSeq lists its product as uncharacterized. NCBI's taxonomy places the organism in Eukaryota, Fungi, Basidiomycota, Tremellomycetes, Trichosporonales, Trichosporonaceae. The record is from RefSeq and is a predicted model, not a curated record. Gene Ontology annotation, biological process: response to oxidative stress. Gene Ontology annotation, molecular function: glutathione peroxidase activity. The transcript has 7 exons. The coding region runs from base 1 to 453 and encodes 150 amino acids.
AUGUCAGACGUCUACUCUCUCUCCGCCGCCACCGCCAAGGGCCCCAUCCCCUUUGAGCAGUUCAAGGACAAGGCCCUCCUGAUCGUCAACGUCGCGUCCAAGUGUGGCCUUACCCCGCAGUACAAGGACCUCCAGGCUCUUCAGGACAAGAACGAGGGCAAGCUCCAGAUCAUCGGCUUCCCUUGCAACCAGUUCAAGGCCCAGGAGCCCGGUACCGACGAUGAGAUCCUCAGCUUCUGCCAGGUCAACUACGGUGUUACCUUCCCUAUUGCCAAGAAGGGCGACGUGAACGGCGCCGACACCCAGCCCAUCUACCAGUACCUCAAGGCGCACGCCGAGCCCCCCGUGGAGGACAUUGACUGGAACUUCUCCAAGUUCCUCAUCAAGAACGGCAAGGUCCAGUGGUUCCCCGCCCGCUCGACCAAGGUCGCCGACGUCGAGGCUGCGCUCUAG